Rattus norvegicus (Norway rat) is the source of this 5885-nucleotide messenger RNA. The record is from RefSeq and is a predicted model, not a curated record. Lineage: Eukaryota; Metazoa; Chordata; Mammalia; Rodentia; Muridae.
GAAGGCGAAAGAGUGGGUGGCUGCAGGAGGCAGGGCCAUUGCCAGAUUCUAGACCCUGCAGGCUCCAGUGUGAGGAUUCCUUUUGGCUCCUUUCCUCUGUGGUUGAUGCUUCUGCUUGGAGUUGCCAGGCAAGUGCAGGAUGUGCUGCAGUUUCCUGAGACAGCUAUUGGCUCGGGAGAGCCAGCACUCCACCCCGGUGGGGCGCUUCCUUCUUCCGGUGCUCGUGGGAUUCCGUCUCCUGAUUCUGGUUUCCAGCGGACCUGGCGUUUUCGGCAAUGAUGAGAACGAAUUCAUGUGUCAUUUAGGGCAGCCAGGAUGUAAGACCAUUUGUUAUGAUGUCUUCCGCCCUCUCUCUCCGUUGCGCUUCUGGGCCUUCCAAGUCAUCCUGAUGGCUGUACCCAGCGCUAUUUAUGUGGCUUUCACUCUGUAUCAUGUGAUUGGAUACUGGGAGGUACCAGGCAGGAACAAGGAGCAAGAGGCCCAGAUUUGCAAAGGGGGUCGUUGCAAGGAUGUCUCAGGGGCUAUGAGCCUCAAGCUUCUCUGGGCCUAUGUGGCACACCUUGGGGUGCGGCUGGUCCUUGAGGGAGCAGCUCUAGGAGUUCAGUACCAUCUAUAUGGCUUCAAGAUGCCCAGCACUUUUAUAUGUCGUGAGGAUCCUUGUAUUGGCAGCACAACCUGUUUCCAGUCUCACCCUUCUGAGAAGACCAUCCUCCUCAACACCAUGUUUGGGAUCAGCGGGGCCUGUCUCUUAUUUAUUUUCUUGGAGCUUGUGCUUUUGGGUUUAGGGAGGGUUUGGAAGACGUACAGGCACAAACUUCCCCUCUUUAAGAACUUGUCAACCUCAGAGCGCUCUGUAAGACACAAGGACACAACCGAUGACUUGUCAGUGGUGGAGACAAAAGAGCCAUUUUGAGAAGCAGGUGAGAACCCUACUGACAGUCAUCUGUCCCUGCCUCUGAUGUCUCUGUGUUGGCAGUCCCCACCCUUGUCCUUUGGGGUGAACAGCUCCCCACGUUAUAAUGUGUAGAUAAUCGAUCUCCAAGUAGAUACAUUCUAAAAAUUAUUUACUUUUUACUUUAAAUUGUGUGUGUGUGUGUGUGUGUGUGUGUGUGUGUGUGUGUGUGUGUGUGUGUGUGAAUUCAGGUGCCUGUGGAGGCCAGAGAGAGGUAGCUGUCCAAUGUGGGUACUGGGUUCUUUGGUUUCUUUGCAAGAGGAGUAUGCACUCUAAAUCACUGGAAUAUCUCUCCAGAUCCCAGAUGUAUUUUUUUUAAAGGGAUGAAAUGUUUACUUUGGUUCACAGUUUGAGGGCAUAGUCUCUCAUGGUGGAGAAGGCAUUUAUAUUUAUAUAUGAAACAUGUAGCCCUGGCUGGCCUGGAACUUGCUAUGUAGAUCAGGCUGGCUUUGAACUCAUGGAGAACCAUUUGCCUCUGGCUCCCAAGUUCUAAGAUUAAAAGCACAAGCCACCACGUGUGGCUGAGGCAGCUGUAUUUUGAUUACCAUCCCAGACUGUUUACCAGUACCUAUCCCUAUCAGUUUCACAUCUCUGUGUAGUAGACCAUGAUCUGUGCACUCUCUGCCCUUUCCUGUCUUCAGCUUCUGCUUGGUUUCUACUUUGCAGAGUUAUAAGUUUGCCUGUAGAAAACUCUGGAACCUGAUCUUCUUCAAUACAUCCAGUGUUUUGGCUGGGGAGAUGGUACAGUGGGUAAAGACUCUUGUCAUGAAGCCUCAUGAUCUGAGAUUGAUCUCCAGAACCCACAGGGAGAAGGGAGAAAAACCAGCUCCCACAGGAUGUCCACAUACAUGCUUUGGAGAGCAUACACACACUGUACACACACACACACACACACACACACACACACACACACACACACGUUAAUAAUAAAUAAAAUAAUAAAAUCUCAGAAAACAAAACAGCAAAACCUCCUGCAUCAAUUAUCUGUCACUUCUAACUUAUCUAUCCUUUUCUCCACUAAAUAUAGGCAAAUACCAACCUAGUUUCUGUUCUAAUGGAUUAUCUAUCUUAAUCUGUGAUUUUUUAUAGAGGUGGAAUCAUGCAAUAUACCUGUUAAUCACUUGUAUAUCUUUAUGAAAAUGACCAUGUUUUUGUGCCAAUUAAAAUCAGGUAAUUUUUUUUUUUUUUGGCAUUGUAAAAACUCUUUAUUUGGGAGCUGGAGAAAUGGCUCAGUGGCUAAGAGCACUGACUGCUCUUACAAAGGUCCUGAGUUCAAUUCCCAGCAACCACAUGGUGGCUCACAACCAUCUGUAAUGAGAUCUGAUGCCCUCUUCUGGUGUGUCUGAACACAGCAACAGUGUACUCAUAACAUAAAAGAAUUAAUACAUUUAAAAAUAUUUAAAAAACCUCUUUAUAUAUUAUAAUUGUUAGGUACUUAUCAAGUGACUCCUUUCAAAAUAGUCUCUUCUAUACCAUGGGUCAUCUUCAUUUUUUUCUGAGUAGCAUUUCUUUAAUUCUUUACAUGUUUACAGUGUACUUUGAUCAUGUCUACCCCCAUAUUCCUAUCUAACUGCUCUUGGGUCUCCUGUCAUGCCCCUGUGCCAUGUCCUCUUUUCUUUAUAACCCACUGAGAACAAAGUCAGGGCUACUCAAAUGUGCAUGGUGUGAAGCCAUCUACUGGACCAUGGUCAGUCUACUUGAUGCCAUACCUCUGAAGAAGAUGGCGUCUUCCUCUCCCAACAUCGAUCAACUGCUAACAGUUCCUCAGCUGUGGGCCGUCCCUCACUCAUUCAUGCUGUAAUGCGGAUGUCUUGAGCUUGUGCAGGCAACCACUACUUCUGUGAGUUUAUGAGUGCAACUCCCUGCCAUGUUUAGAAGCUUCUGUUUCAUAGCAGAUCUCCCAGAGAUCUGGCUUUUACUUUUGGCUCUUACCAUAUGGUUGCUGGGAAUUGAACUCAGGACCUUCGGAAGAGCAGUCAGUGCUCUUAGCCACUGAACCAUUUCUCCAGCCCCCAAAUAAAGAGUUUUUACAAUGCCAAAAUUUUACUUUCUCAUUUCCCUAUCUUUUCUAAUGUUCCCUUGAGCUUUGGGGGCAAGAGUGUGAUAUAGAUCUCUCAUUUGGGACUGAAUACUCUAUAGACAACUUUUCCCACAUUUUGACAAAUUGUGAGUCUGUAUAUUGGCCACUGUAUACUGUAAAACGAAAUUUCUGUGGUCUGUGCUGAAAACUGACCUAAUCUGUAUCAAGAAGCAUUUAGAAGACAGUUUGAUACUAUGUCAAUUUAGCAAACUAAUAAUAAUAAACUUUUCUUUAGGGCCUUUGAGCUCCCCAGGAUGGGUUCUUGGCCAGAUUUGUAGUACCAGGCAUGGGUUUCCUCCUGUGGAGUGGAUCCUCAAUCUAAUCAGAAAGCAGUUGGUUACUCCUGUAACAUCUAAACCACUGUUGCACCCAUGGGUGUGUCUUGUGAGGCUGGUUUUUGUAACUCAACAGAUCAGAAAGAGUUUUGAUGACUAGGAAGGCUAGCCAGGAGGGAGUUGGCAAUAUUUUUUUGAUGUACAAGACCUUUUCAUUUUUUUUUUGGUUCUUUUUUUUCGGAGCUGGGGACCGAAAGACCUUUUCAUUUUGAUGAAAUAUAAUUACUUCUUUUUCUUUUGGUGUUUGUGAUUUUGGUGCUACAUUUAAGUGACCAUUGUUUGACACAAAACUAUGAAUUUACACUUUGUGUUUCCAUCUAAGAAUUGCAUACCUUUAACUUACGUUUAUGUCUCUGAUCUUUUAUGGAGUGGGGAAAAAAGACAAAGGAUGACAUUAUCUUUCUUGUUGGAAAUAGUGUAAAUGAGCAAAAUAUUUGAUUGGCAGAACUGACUCUUAAAAGUAAAUGCAAAAGAAAAAGGCAUUCGUCUUCAUGUACAUGGUCUUAUUUUAGUUUGUUAUACAGUGUUUAGUUGAUGUCCCUGGGAGGACUGCUUUUUUCUGAGUGGAGAUGGAGGCGGUGUGUGGGGAGCAGGGAGGUGUUGGGAAGAGAUUGCCGGGGAGAGAGGAAGCAAAACUGCAGUCAGGAUGUAAAAUAUGAGAGAAGAAUAAAAAUAAUUUUGAAUUAAAAACAAACAAACAAACACCCAAUCCCUGAAAUGUAAAUAAACUUAGAUGGUUACACUAAAAAAAAAAUAAAGAAUGUAAAUGUCCUUCAAAAGGAUUGGGGAAAAUGCAUAUACAGUGGAAUAUUGCUCAGUCUCAAAAAAUGAGAGAAAAGAGUAGAAAAGAAAAAAUAGGGGAUUCUGUAAUAUCAUGGAGGACCCUGGAAAGUAUAUGUUAUGUGAAAUAAUCACAAGAAAGUAUAUGUUAUGUGAAAUAAGACACAAGAGCAGAUGUGACGGUAAACACAUAACAUGUAGAACACUGAAAAUUCAAGCUCAUGGAAAGAAAGAAUAGAAUGUUUAUUACCUGAGACUGGACCAUGGAAGGAUUGGGGAAAUGUUAGUCAAAUGGCACAAAAUUCCAGUGAAACAAGAAGAAAAAGUUCACAAGCUCUAUUGUAGACCAUAGAGACCAAAGUUAUGGUGUUGAGUUUUGUUAGGUGUUCUUGCCAAAAAAAAAAAAAGUAAAUUAGGUUAAUAGAUUAAGUAGGUUUGUUCCACCACCCUACAUGUGUACCCACAUCAAAACAUCGUGUUGUAUAUGCUAAAUAUUUACUUGUCAGUUAAAAAAGUUCAAUUAGGACAAUUGUGUCUUUUUUUAAUACAAUGAAAUAGAUACAUUUUUAAAAUAAAGAAAUGCAUUUGUAAGUAAAAUCAAAAGCUAAAUGCUUACAGAUGACCAAUAUUUCCGUAAGUGUUGGUGACCUACUGUUUCAGUUACUUUUCUGUUGCUGAGAUAAAACACUGGCCUGAAUGGGAGAAGAUGCAUCUGGACCUGCAGAAAUAGAUAUGCCAGUGUUAGGUGAUAUCGGGGGUAGGGCACCUUCUCAGAGGAGAAUGGGACGGGGUAUGGGGGACCGAUUCUGUGAGGGGGGACCAGGAGAGGGCAGCAUUUGGGAAGUAAAUAAAUAAACUACCAUGACCAGGCAAUUCGUUAAGUGUUUUAUCUAGGACUCAGAGUUCCAGAGGGUUGGAGUCCAUAACCAUCUCCAGAUUGUGCUGUGCUUAACUAUGCCUAAAAUAAACCACUCAGGAUCAGACUCUUGGAGUUUGAGCCAUUACCUACUGAGCCAUGUUGAACUGAACUGCCCUUUUGCCUUCUACCCAUAACUUCUCUGCAAGUUCAUUAAGGCGUUGGUUUGGCUCAACAUUUUCCUGGUAAUAAUUAAUCAAUCCUGUGUGCACAAUAAAGCACAAAGUAAGCUAAAUGAAGAUGGGAUGUGACUACAUUGAAACUCUCUGUAAAGUGUAUGUGAUGACGUCCAUAAAAAUCGGUUGUAAACAACAGCAUCAACUGAAGAAAUAAGUUUCAUAAAUAUGAGAAACAAAGUUGUAAGAACAAGGUUCUGGGAAUAUGGAAACAAGGUUUUGGUGGUCAGAGUGACCAGGCUUAAGUUGAGACCAGCCAAAACAAACAAAGCUGUUCUUGGAAAAAGACCCCCCUACCCCUCCCUGUGAUAAAUUCCGAGAAAAACCGCCAGAUGUGUCAGCCUGACCUUAUCUGACCACCCAGCUCCCCCCACCCUUUCUCAGGGACUUUCUGAGGCCAGGUGCAGAGCAGGAUGAGGAAAUCGGCUAAUUAAGCCAAAAACAGCCCCUUGAGUGAACCAACCAAUGCCUGAUGAGAUCCUUUGUCCUGUGUUCCACUAAUCAGAGUAUAAGCCAGCUAACUCUGUUGCUGAGGUCUGACCUCUGUAAAGUACAAAAGACGUGUGCUUUUUGAGUUCGAGGUUGCCUCUCCCUGUGAGGAUGAGCAACCCCAUGCGCAUGGAUCAAUAAACCUCUUACCAUUGCA